AUGGAGUUUCAUCUGCGUGAUCGUGCGGAACAUGUGUACGCCGAAGCGGAAAGAGUCCUGGCAUUCUACGAUCUGUGUUGUCAAAAACUAGCCCAUCUGAUGAACGAGAGCCAGAAAUCGUGUGCCGAACUGUACGACUGUUCCUGUCCGGAAUUGAACCAGUUAAUCAAGAUUUGCAGGUCAGUCCAACUCGUUGUGUGUGUGUGUUGCGCAAGAGGUGUCAACUGGAAUACCAGCAUCAAUCGUUUCCAGUCAGAAUAUGCAGUGCUUGGAACACCCUUCCAUCCCACGUGGUUUGUGCACCAACCAUUAAAAUCUUUCAAGCGGAGAACUGAUGAAACUCUGGCACACCUCGCAUCCCUACAUAACUAA
This is a messenger RNA of Echinostoma caproni, 372 nucleotides long. The record is from the annotation of a GenBank genome assembly. Lineage: Eukaryota; Metazoa; Platyhelminthes; Trematoda; Plagiorchiida; Echinostomatidae.